GCGGUGGUAAUUCACCCCCCGCCCUCUCCUCCCUCCGCUCAGGUAUCGCUCGAAGCCAGCGGCGCGCUGGUUUUCUUCCACGCUGUUGCUACCUGUGUUGGCCAAUACUUGGCUGCGGCGACACUGAGGCCAGCGCGCGGAGAUGGAGGAGGAUCGCAGACCGCGUGGCUCCCAAGACUAGGGCGUUUGCGAGUUCGGAGUUUACACCCCGGAUCUGUCCCUGACCAGCCGUAGAUCCAGUUGGCUACAGUCAGUCAGUCAGUCAGGCUGCCUGUGCCUCGUCCCACCGAUCAGGGAGCAGCACAAAACCGCGGAGACAGCACGCGCUCAGAGUCGGAGCCCGAACUCCUCUUGUGCGAGAACAGAGCGGGAGGGGCGAGUGUAAAAGAGAGAGAACGAGAGAAAAAAAAGAAAACUGCGUAAAAAGCUGAGAAGUGAGCCUGCUGUUGCCAGUCUGUUGAUUUCGUUUGUUCGUGAUACUGUUAGCAUUCUAGCAGCAGACACUGGGAACCGAAACCUCGCGCGUUUUAUGUGUUCACGGAGAAAGUCUUCGACUCAGGAGUUUUGGCGUGUCUUAUUUCCUGUAAAGCUGGCGUGAAGUUAGACAUCAUUGUCUUGGCGGAUCUGCAACAAAUUCCCUGGUCUCAGACUUUGCCAUUGUUCAGAACGGGAACCCGAGACAGACCAGGCGUCAGGAGAGCGUGCUGUUGUCUCGUUUCAAACUGUUUAUUAUUCUAGCCAAACUUUUCCCGGGAGUUGGUCACGCCGGUAAAACCCACGAAGCCGAUGUACGCGCGCGCGCUGGAAUUCACAAUAAGGCAGUGCGUGUUUGUUGUUGGGACUACAGUUGGCGGACACGCUUGAAACAUUUCAAACAGUUACGUGUUCUCUUCCAAGGGGCUACUCCGACGAAACGACUUUCUCGGAACCUGGGAAUUUUACUGUGUUUCGACUACCCUUGUUUGCGGGACUUAAUGAAUUACAUGGUGAUGUCUCUGUCACGAUCUUCGUGAAGGAAACUAAUGACAUGUGAAGAAUUUGCCAGGAAUAUUUCCUACUGUCACAGAUAGUCAGACGGAGAGAUCAUCUUUUGCUGUUGUUUCUUUUCAUCGCGAAUAUGGAGGUGCGUCGUGAGAUACCAUGUCAGGCAUCCCUGUUGAGGGUGGGUCCUGUGACGUCCACCACCCCGCUGACCAGGUAGAGCCGAAGGGCCGAGGGAGGACCCGCUACUGCAAAAAGUGUUCCUUCACAUGCACAGACGCUAGAGAGUUCACCGCUCACCAGGCCAGUCAUUCGGACGUGACUGGCGAUACCAGGAGAGAUCGGCAAUCUUCGCCAGACGCAACUGCUGCUUGCUCCCCUGCCCCGAGUUCUACUGCUUCUACUGUCGCUGCUGCUACAACUACUUCUGUUGAGGUAACUACCUCUACAUCAGCUGGUCGUACUCGAAGGAGUUUGAGGUCCUCGCGGAACUCUCGGAGCAGCGUGUCCGACAUGGCACCCCCUCCAGCCCCCGGCCCCGAUGUGGCGAGUGGGACAGACAGCUCAGAAAAGACAUCACUGUCGCAGUCAAAAGUGGACAGAGAAGCUAAGGAUACUGGAGAUUCCAACGUGGCUGCAGACACCUCGAACAAGUCAGAGGGCGGACAAACAGCUUCUGCUAUAAGCAUCGGAAAUUCUGACAAUAAUGUAAAGACCAUUGAAAAGGAAUUUGAAGAAGAGAAGAUGGAGGAGGAGGAAGGCGAUGAACCAGAUUCCAUGAUGACCAUGUCCAAAGACAAUAUAGAUAUGUCUGUGGCAAAGAAGACAGAGACCCCUAACAUGCAGAAUGGUAACUCGGGUUACGUUAGCGGUGACGAGGAAAUGGAAGAUGAGGGCAAGUUGGUGAUUGCCGAUGACAAGCAGGAAUAUGUGAAGCACAGAGAACUGCCUUUCUCUACACCACUUAAUGAGGAAAUGACUGAUACAAUUGACCUGACAGCAAAGUCUCCAGCUGAAAAGGGAAAUGAGAGUGACAUUAAUUUCCUAGGUGUUGAAAGCCAGAAUUCGUCUAGAAUCGUGACACCUUAUGACUCUUCUGUCCUAUUGAAUGAGGUUGACGGCAUGGAGGAGGAUGAUGACCGAAGGAGAGAUCAUGGGGUAAGCAUGAUGCCAGGCUCAGUUCCUUUGACAAUCACUACUGACAACAUUGAUCAAGUUCUAGAUGAUGACAAAAAGAAGAAGAAGAAAACUCGCCAGGAGGUAGAUCCCGGAAAGUACUUUGAAGCCGUGGACGGAAGUGGCACCAAGUAUGCUUGCUCCCAGUGUGGGAACAUCUACAAGUGGAGAAAAAGCCUGAACAAGCACUGGAAAGAGAAACACAUGAAGGACCCUCUGGUGGAAGAGCCCAGCCCUCCUGGCAUGCUGGAACUGCUUAAGUCUGGAAAGUAUACUCAACUUGGAGCCAGAAGAAUCUACGACAAUGCUUUUCUAGCUACCAUCAAGACACAGAAAGAUGAUAAUCAGUCCCGACCUCCAUCUUCACCUGGAAGUGACGGUCCAUCCCCGGGUCCACCAAACUUUUUGGCUACUCCACAGAACAUGAGCAGCCUAAAUGCAUCCCGGUUUGUUGCGUCUGUGGCAUCGGCCAUGAUGCCAAAAAUGAUUGGUCCCUUUGUGGCCAACUCUGCUCAGCCUGUAUUCCCUGGAAUGCCCAUAGGUCUCUCUCAUCUUUCGCUGCAGAAUGGAUUUGACAAUACAGAAGAGGGGGCUUUAGAUCUCACUAGGGAUUCAAUCAAGAUGGAAUCUGGACAGUCGUUCUCUAUGAUGAGCUCACAAAACAUGUCUUCGUCUUUUGACCAAGACCAGCCUCUUGAUUUUUCAAAGAAGAAUGGGGAGAAAGUAAACUCCCAUAUAAAAAACGAAAAGUUGUGGGAUGAAAUGAACAAUUCUAUGAAGCAAGGACAUUCCAUGACCCCGUACAUUCCAAAAGUCCAUAGAUGCUCAAAGUGUGACUAUACCAGUACGUCUGAAGUUGACUUUGCAAAUCAUACAAGCUCUCAUCUUAAUAAACGGAUUGUGCGCUGUUUUGAAUGCAAACUUCAGCUUAAUUCCAUGGACGAGCUCAAUUCUCAUUUCAUGAAGCUACACAACAAGAAGCUGGCUGAUCACAAGGAAGCAAUCAAAAAGAUCCCCCAUGGCUUGCAACAGACUUACCACUUGCUGCAAAUGGACAUUGAUAAGAUUGGUGACCUCGGUAGUCAGGAUCUUGGUGCUACUGAUUCAAAGAGUCUAAAAUGCAAAAAAUGUGACUUUGAAGCCAAAUGGCCUGCGGAGCUUCAAAAGCAUGCUGUGUCUCACUCUGAAGAAAGGCCGUAUAUAUGUAUGGUCUGUGGAUCAACCUACAAGUGGAAGUGGGAUCUGGUAAAACAUUUCCAAAAGAGCCACCCGAACCUGCCGAAUCCAUAUCGCAGAAAUGACAAGAGAGAAAGUCCAGAUGCCAGUUCUGAAGAGGAGCUUGAAGAGGAGCCUGAAGCAAAACGAGCACGAUAUGCCAUGAUGACUGCUGGAGCAAUGAAUGGAGCUGCUGCAUUCAAUAGGGAUGAUGCAAUCUCUGUAGAGGGAAUCAUAGCUGCCACCCAGGCUGGUCAACGAUUCGUCUCUAGUCAGCCUCACUUGGACGAUGAAUCUGGUAUAGAAACAAGUCAUCUUGCUUUCCUAAAUGCCUAUCCCUAUCUAGCCAAUGGUGAGAAUGUUCCAGGAUUGAUGGAAAGGCAUUCGAGUGUUCAGAGAGCAGUGCAGGAGAGUAGCAAGAAGAGUAGUAGUUCCAAGAAAACCCCGAACAAAGAUCAGCCCAGCCCUGGAUCAUCAUCAUCCUCCAGCAGGAAUGAAGAGCUGCCUUACAAAUGUACUAUGUGCAACUACCACGCUCGAUGGCCCUCUGAAGUGACUCAGCAUAUGAAGAAUCACUCUGACUCUAAGCCGUAUCUGUGUCCUCGCUGCGAGUACCGGAGCAAAUGGAAAUGGGAUGUGGUCAAACACCUCAAACGCUGUGGUGGAGGAGGUGGCAUUGAUGAUGUCAUUGACACCACAAAGCCAAAGAGAAGGGAUAACAACAGCAAUACCCCAACGAGCUCUGCAACUUCUGGUCCCCCAAAUGCAGUGGUGAGCCAACAGGGAAAAGUGAAGAAAACCACACCACAGCCUCCCAUGGCAUAUAUUAUGCCCUCAGUGGAUGAGAAUGGUCAGCCGAGCGCGGUCGUGCUGAGACCGUCCCAUGGCACUUCUGGGCUAGCGCAGUCAAUGGCUCAGCUGAUAUCCUCAGAUGACCAGAGUAGAUCACGGUCAAGCUCAGCCUCUCUGGACAACAGCAACAAUAAUGACAGUAACGUCUCUGACAACAAUUUCAACAACAAUUAUGCCCUGUACUCCAGUGGUCAGUCACUUCCCAGUGUGAGCCCAUCCAUGCCCGUCCCAUCUGCCACGUUUACCCCAAUCACCCCCAGUAUUGCCAACAAUAGUCCUGCUCCCUCUCCGGCCACACACACCACCAGCUCAAGACAAAACAGCAAUGCAGAAGUCUGGCCUUGUCCUCACUGUGCAUUUACCACUCAAAGUCAAGCCGAACUUAAGCGACACUCUGGCCUUCACUCAGAAGAUAAGCCGUUCAAAUGUGAUGUUUGCCACUACUCUACUCGCUGGGCCUGUGACCUGAAAAAGCACAGGAGAAGCUACAAUCAUUUCCCUCAAAACAAAGGCAAUGUUAAUAGCAACAACACUUCCCCCGACAAGUCACCGGUGGUGAAAGAUACUACUGACAAAUCCGACAAAGUCGUCCACAGAUUUAAAUGCUUCCAAUGCAAUAUCUUCUUCCCACAACUGCAAAACCUCUUGGAACAUAGGAAAUCAACACAUAUUGGCAGAGAGUCUGCUCAGAGCUCCCCAGCACCUCAGACAGAGGAAAAUGAGAUUGACGCUGCUCGUAUUAAACAUCCAAGAAAGCAGAUGAGACAAAUCUCGUGUCCAAAAUGUCCAUUUGUUUGUAGAAAUCGCAACACUAUGGACAGGCAUAUGGAGGAACAUGAAAUCCAGGAAAUGAAUGCUCACACGUGUUUUUACUGCCCUCAACAAUAUAAAGACAAAGAGUCUUUGUUGGAUCACAUUAUUUCCCACCCAAUGUUCAACCCGAAGGAGUGGGAGACUUUCUUCAUGAUCAAUGAGGAUGAAGAGGAGGAACAAGUGCCGAGUCCUCCCGCAAAAGCACCCACAGUCACUCCAGAGGUUCAACAACCAAAGAAAGAUAACUCAGAGGCUGAGAAACAGACUGCAAAAGUCAUGAAAGAGCUGGAAAAGGUCAACUCCAAGUCAGAAGCCACAGAGGCCAGAAUUCAGCAGAUAUUGGACGAGAUUCCCAAACAACAGAAGCAGUCACAGUCAGUUGCCUCAGUGCAGGCCCGGCAGCCACAGAGCAAGUACAAGUGUGAAUGGUGUCCAGCAGAGUUCGUAAAUUUGACAGCUGUGUACAAGCAUGCCAGUCAGGCUCACCCAAUCCAGCUCAAGGAACAAGAUGUGAGCAUGACCUUGGCAUCCCAAUCUGCUCAACAGAAAGCCCAAAUUUCUCAGGAAAUGUCCCCGAAAAAAGUACCUUAUGCUGGUGAGCCUAUUGAAAUUCUCAGACAACAGAUAGCUGAGAAGAGAAACCAGCAAAUGAUGGAGAAGUUCAAUGAGCUGUUUACCACAAACCCCAAACUUCAAGAAGUCUUGAGCAAAAAGAUGGAAGAAGAGAAAUCUGCGGGGGGCAAGCGGUUCCAGUGUGACAAAUGUUCCUUCGCCUCCUCCAACCUUGUCACUUUUCAGAGACACUACGAGCUGCACGGCAGUAAACUCCAGUCUCAGUGUUGGUUCUGUGACUACAGUGUUGACCGCAUGAACCUUCUGUAUCAACACAUGAAGAUCUCUCACACUCGGAAGUGGAAAGCCCUGAGUCAAGACCCAAAAUAUGCCAGUCAGAUUCACAAAAUGAAUCUUGCAUUUGCUAAUACCAGCUCCCAGGGAAAUAAUGUUAUCGAAAGCAAUGUUACCCCUGAACCCACAACUGCCUCAGUGAUCAGUGGUUCUGUUGCCUCAGGCGCCAUGGAUCUCAGUGCAAAAGCCUCAAAGUCCCCAUCUGAAAUGGCUCAUGACAUUAUGUACCAGACCCGGCUUCAGUACACAUGGAGUGGUAUCCCUGUGAAUGUUAUUCCAGUGGGUAGUGCCCUUAACUUUGUCUGCCCCAACUGCUCCUACAACGACACAUCUAUUGCUAAGACCUGUUCCCAUGUCAUGCAGUCCCACAGAGCCAUGACAAAAUUCAAGUGCAAGACCUGCUCAUUUUCCGAUGACAACAUACAUGUCAUGUCUGACCACUGUAAAACCUCCCACCCCAUUCUUGAGCGUGUUGUAGAAGUUAUUGAUUUCAAACAGCUCAACUUCAGUGAACUUCAGAUGGUGCAGCUGAAUGCUAUGAAAGAGAGAAUGGACCAGGGUAUGAAUGCAGCUUUGAAUGCUCAGGAGCCUCUUCAAGGCACUACAGCAGCUAAGAAACUAAUGAGCUGUCCUUUCUGCCCAUACAAAUGCUACACCUCAGAAGAGAUGAAGUCUCACUUGUCCAACCACAGCAAGCAGGCACGUUACCGAUGCCAGCUGUGCGACUUCAGCUCUGACCUCACAAAUGUCAUCAGCGAUCAUGUCAAAGUUCAUGACCCCAGUUAUGCCUCCGCCAAAUCUCAGGGAGAGUCAGCAGAGAUGAAUGCAGUGCGAAAUCUCUCCAGUCCUGCAAGACGCGCUGAUCCAACUGCUGUCCAUCCUAAAGAAGAACCUGAACUUGAAGUGAAAGUUAAAGUGGAUGAAGUAGCUGAUACCGAGGGUCCUCGUGGAAUCUCUAAUGCUGUUGAAACUUUGAAAGAAGGAUCACCCAAAAUCAAAUCGGCAGGACGUAUCCGCUAUCGCUGCUCUGUCUGCCCAUACCACACUACAUGCAAAAGUAAUAUUCUGAAACACAAACGGCAGCACCUGCACAAUAAAAGGUACAAAUGCUCAAAGUGUUCUUACAGCGCAGCAAGAGCUGUUUUGCUGAAGAACCACCUCGAUGCUCAUGACAUGCCAGUGGAGGAAGAUGGAUUGCACCAUGACAUUUUCUGCAACCCCAACAGUCCAAGUGAUGAUCUUCGAAGUGAUAAUGAUGACAAUGAUAAUGAUCAGGAAGCUGAAAUGGAUGUGGAGGAUGGUGAUGAUGAUGACACCAACUCUGAUGACCUAGAAAAUGAAAUGGAUGCCAAAGCUAUCGCUGAUCUAGAAGCUAAAGACAUUAUGGAAGCAGAAGCAGCGCACAAAGCCUCCAUCCUCCUUGUUGAUGAACUCGGCAGUAAUGGGGAGAAUGCUGGGGACAAACCACUCCGCAGACAGAAAUGCCCCCACUGCCCUUUUAGCAGCAACUCUGCAUAUGAGUUCCGCAAACAUUUGAACUUUCAUGGCACUCAGGAGCGCUACAAAUGUGACCGCUGCAGCUACAGCUUGGACAGAUUGAACCUUCUGAGCCAACACCGCAAACUGCACUGUGAGGAGCCUGGUUACAACCCGAACCCUCCUGCCUCAGACCUCCUCAACACCAGUUUCAUUUUGCAACAAAACACUGACACUAAAUAUGGCACCCAUUCAGAGCUCGGAGCUGAUCUGAGCUCUGAUCAGUAUGUGUGCGACUUUUGUCCAUACAAAGCAACAAAGAAAAGUCUGCUCGUGACACACAUGAACAGUCAUGCUCAAAAGAAACGCUUUAUCUGUGACUACUGUGACUGGAGUGCCGACAGACUAGAACUUGUGCAGCAGCACCGUAGAGUUCAUGAAAAUGAACCCGAUUUCAAUCUGAAAGGAGAUGAGAAAGGAUUUCUGAAUAAAGAAUUUGAUGAUGGUGGUUCUGGAGAAUUUGAGGCCAAAUACAUGGAAAUUAAAAGUGCUGAAAAAAGUGUAAAAGAGGGAGAAAAUGAAUCUUCCACCUCUCCACCUUUUAAACUGACAGUUGUGAAGAAAAGCUAUCCCUGCAGACUCUGUCCUUUUAAAACCAACUCGAGAAACAGUUACUCUGUUCAUAAGAGUAUGCACGGGUCCUGCGCAGAAUUCUCUUGCCCAGAAUGCUCGUACUCUGUCUCGAGUCGUGGACUUCUGCAGCAGCACAUGCACCUCCACUCCACUACUGAUAGAGGGGAGGCAACUUCUCCACAGCCACCAACGUCUAAAUCAACGCCACAAACCACUCCCAAAUCUCUGCAAGCUUGCGAACCAGAUGCUGCUGAUGACGAUGAAGCCAUCAACUUAAGCAGCAAGAGCUCUACUGACUGCAAGACACCCCCCAAUCAGUCUGACCAGAAGGUACCAGCCAGCUCCCAGAUGCUGUGCUCAUUCUGUCCUUUUACCACUACAUCUGCUAAUGCUCUAGCCGAGCAUGUGAAAAUCCAUCCAAACCAGGACAAACUCACAUGUCCACAUUGCAGCUACUGUGCCACGUCCACAAAUGACCUGUACCCUCAUCUUCAAACUCAUUUCCCUGACACUUCUGUGGAAAAGCUGAUCUCAGACCAGAAAGUUGCUGAAACGUUGACCAACAACAACAACAAUAACAAUAACAACAAUCUCUCGUCUCCACCAGUGGAAGGCAAAAAUAACCUGAUUGAACAGGAAAAGUCCGAACUUACACCCACAAUUGAGAAGGUGGCUCCCACCAGAAUAUACGUGUGUAGAUACUGUGACAGAGAGUUUGAGGCAAAGGCUCUCAUGCUUCAACAUGAAAAGCAGCAUCUAGUCGGUACAUAGUAAUUGUUUUGUGGUUAAAAAAAACUGAAUACAUUCCUGUACAUAGUUAUUUAUUAUUUUCUCAGGGGGCAUUUUUGUGUUACAUAUCAACAUUACAGUAGUUUUCAAAAUACAUAAUUUGGUUAUUUGGGGAAAUACUGCAAUACACUGAUGAAACCUUUGGUGCUGGCCUGUGUGGGUGCUUCUAGAGUUUUUGCCAAUAUUUUCUUUGACUGUUGAAAUGAGCAAAUAUUCCAUGUCUGUAAAAGUCAUGACUGCUGAUAUGUUUCUCAAGGAUUUAAUUAUUAAAAUGGAUUGUGUUAAUUGAGCUUAGUCUGCAAAGCAUUCUUCCUUCCUCUCUUUCCUUGUACAUAGAUUAUAUGACAUGUGAAGGUGUGCAUAAGUUGACAAUUUGGUAGGCAGAAUAAGAAUGGGGUUAAUCGUUAGACUAGAUUUUAGAUGACUUUCUGAACGUAUUAAGCAGUCUUGAAAUUAGUGAAGAAAUAUUGAGUAAAUAUUUGUAAAUAUGUACAAUGGAGAGAGCAGAGAGAAUUAAGGAAUGACCCUGUAUCAAAUUAAGAAAAGUAUCUCACAAUGCAAGUGAGUCUUGUAAGUAGGCCUACAGAAAAAUUAGUGAUGAUGAGGUGGUGAUGUUAAACCACAUGGCUUGUGUUUAUGUCCUUUAUGCUCUAAAAGCAUGAUCAAACUGGUUUGUGAAUAAUAGAUAGGGGUUUUUAGUGCUUCUUUUGGUUCUUCCUUGCUUGUUGGGUUUUUUUCUUUUGCAUUCCUGUCAAAUGUACAUUCCUAAAAACUCCUUAUUGUUGUUAUACCCAUAUACUCUUGUGACAAGAACAACUGAAACAAGAAGUGCCUACUCAUCUCUAUAAAGACAUGUAUCUUUUCUCAUAUACAAUCAUUUUUUACAAUCUCAAGUUCAGUUCUUCCACAAAGUCGAAAGAGUGCCUUUUCAACAAAAUAUUUUCUUUUGAUAAAUGCAAAUGUAUGUGCCUUUACAUCUUUUGCUUUUUUUCUUGCUUGCUUCGAAAAGUUUGCACUUUUAAUGGUAAAAUAUGUGUGCCUGUGUAUAGCUGUUAUCUUGUUUUUCUUCCUUGUGCCUUGUACAGAGUUGUGCUCAAGUGAAAAGAUUGCAAUAAGAAGCACAACAUGUGGUGAAUCUGUUACAAACUUCACGACCAUGAUCUAAUGGUCUAAGGGGAAUCACUCUAUGUGGGUUAUGGAUUGGUGUUUUCAAGGCCACUGCUUCAUAAGUCAUACUUAUCUCUAGAAAUUUAAAUAACUAUUGUUAAAUAUAUUUCAAUCCAUCGGACCAAACAGUGCCUUGUAAAGAAAAAUCAAGUCGUAUUCAUACCGGGAGAAGUAAUGGGUGGGGUGGGGGGGGGGGGGGAGUCCGUGUUAGAUGUGUUGUUUCAUGGCUUGGGUUACUUAGUUCAAGGGUAUUUGCUGAAAAAAAUUAAAUUGUAACUUAGAAUUUGGUAAAGUAGAUUUAUCGGAGAAUCAAAGAUGGAUUUGGGUUGUUUUUUUUCCUUUUAAUGUAUAUUAAUACUUCACUGGAAAUACUCAUGUACAAUUGUUGUUGGGGCUGGAUUUUUUAUUUUAAUAAAAUCGCUUUGUCUGCCUGUGACUGUCAUGGCAGGAAAAUUGUUUGCCUUCCAGAACAUUUUACAGUCAUCUUUCCCUCCAAGUGACACAUUUUCUUUGCUGUGAAACAAAAAAAGGUUAAAUUGUACAGAAAUAAUGAUGUUUUUGUCUAGUCAUGCAGUGCUGUAGUCAAUGCAUUGAAGCAGUUGCAAUUGCUGGGGUGUUUUUUUUUGUGUGUUUUUUUCAACAUUCUGGUGUGUGACAAGUUUUUCGUUUGAUUUUUAAUCCUGUUACAGACUGUCAAGCAAACAAUUUAACAGCCAGUUUAGAAAAAGUAAUAGUUACGUGUUAUCAGAAAGUGUUGACAGUUUCUGAUUGGCUAUUAUAUUUUGUUCAAUUGAUAUAGCGUAAAUUGUUUGCGUGAUAGUUUGGAGUAGGUUUUUCCAUCCUGUUUCCAUCCUGCUUCCAUUAUAUUUAUUAUGUAAUUAUUUUUUGUGCAUUUGUUCAUUUAAAUACUGUACAAUAUAUUAAAUGUUGCUUUUGAUUGCAAGGGC
Messenger RNA from Aplysia californica (California sea hare), 10955 nucleotides. RefSeq lists its product as uncharacterized. The record is from RefSeq and is a predicted model, not a curated record. The transcript has 2 exons. Gene Ontology annotation, biological process: regulation of transcription by RNA polymerase II. The coding region runs from base 1141 to 8823 and encodes 2560 amino acids. Gene Ontology annotation, molecular function: chromatin insulator sequence binding. Gene Ontology annotation, cellular component: chromosome. NCBI's taxonomy places the organism in Eukaryota, Metazoa, Mollusca, Gastropoda, Aplysiida, Aplysiidae.